Molecule: messenger RNA, 357 nt
Organism: Sinocyclocheilus rhinocerous
Lineage: Eukaryota; Metazoa; Chordata; Actinopteri; Cypriniformes; Cyprinidae
Product: 40S ribosomal protein S8-like
Exons: 3
Biological process (GO): translation
Cellular component (GO): ribosome
Molecular function (GO): structural constituent of ribosome
Source: RefSeq, a predicted model, not a curated record
UAUGCGGUGGAAAGGAAUGAUUUAAUUUCACUCAGAUUUGUUUCUAAUGCAUCUCUGUACCCUAAAGGUAUCUCAAGGGACAACUGGCACAAACGCCGCAAGACUGGUGGCAAACGCAAGCCCGUCCACAAGAAAAGGAAAUAUGAGCUCGGGCGUCCUCCUGCAAACACAAAGAUUGGACCUCGCCGCAUCCACACAGUAAGAGUCCGUGGUGGAAACAAGAAAUACCGUGCCUUGAGGCUCGAUGUGGGCAACUUCUCAUGGGGCUCAGAAUUCUGUACCCGCAAGACCAGGAUCAUUGAUGUUGUCUACAACGCCUCUAACAAUGAGCUGGUGAGAACCAAGACCCUGGUGAAG